Messenger RNA from Pedinophyceae sp. YPF-701, 1761 nucleotides. The record is from the annotation of a GenBank genome assembly. NCBI's taxonomy places the organism in Eukaryota, Viridiplantae, Chlorophyta, Pedinophyceae.
AUGCCCCGCCACCCCGAGGACAAGAACGAGAUGGGCAUAGGGAUCUGGUACGCCUUGCUCGCUGGGGUCUCCGGUGCUCUCGGGAACGCCGUUGAGAGCAUCAGCAUCAUCACUCUGCUGCAUCCCUUCUUCACCCUCAAGGCAGUGCACCAUCUCGAGUUGGCGUGGCAGAGAUGGAAGUACGUCGGCACGUGGGCGCCGACGCUCGCCAUGGCCAUCAUGAACGUCGUCCUGGGCUCCGCGUACGCGCUGGCCUUCCUCGACGUGCCCGCCUACCCCGCGCCGUCCGCGGACUCCCACAAGGAAGCCGCCGCCUGGGGCUACAUCCUCGCGAGCAACCUCGUCCCGCUCGUCUACCUCUCGACGCUGCGGGUCGUCCAUGUGUUCCCGCCAGCACACGUCAACCUCUUCGUCUUCCCCGUCCUGCACACCGCCUUCUGGUCGCUGUGCGGCUUCUUUCCGAAGUACGCCUGGGCGAACCCCGCGUACGCGCUCCUCGACUACGCGCCGCUGGCCCAGCUCGCCUCCGUCGCGUCCACGGCGGGUAUCAACUUCCUGACCGGCCUGCUGUCGGGCGCGCUCUUCCUGCUCACGCUGCGGCCCACGGGGGCCGUCUCGCUCGCCGCCGCCGCCGCGAGCGUGCACCCGAGCGCGCGCGUCCACCGCGUCCCGCCGGCCGCCCUCGCCGUCGUCGCCGGCGCCCUCGCGGUCGGCGGCGCCCUGCUCAACGCCGGCCACUUCUUCCAGCGCCCCGUGCGCGACGUCGGGCAGCGGUACGCGCGCGUGGGCUGCGCGACGGGCAUCGACGUGGAGUUCAGGUCCAAGGCGUACGACGCGCUCAUGGCCGACACACACCGCCUGCUGCACGACAGCGACGCGGGGCUCGUGCUCUGGAGCGAGACCGCCGUCAAGCUCACCGACGGCGCGCAGGAGGACAGGCUGCUGGCCGACGCCGCGGACCUGCUGUCCAGGAGCGGCGUGCGCGCCGCGGGGAAGCACAGGGACGCGGACAAGUACCUGGGCGUGACGUACUCGGCCGACUUUGGCGCGAAGGGGGCGUACCGCAACAUGUUCGUGCUGCUGUCGGACGCGGGCGAGGUCUGGCGGUACAACAAGGCGCACCCGGUCCCGCUCAUCGAGGACGACUACGCGCCGGGGCCGCCCGUCAUCCCCACCGCCGACACCCCCCUCGGCAGGCUCGGCGGCGUGAUCUGCUUCGACGUGGACUUCGCCUCGUACAUCUGGCAGGCGGGCCGCGCGGGCGUCGCGAUGCUGCUGCAGCCGUCGCAGACGUGGGGCUCCGUCGGCGCGCGCCACUUCGCGGCCAACGGCCUGCGUGCGGUGGAGAACGGGCUGACGCUGGUGCGGUGCUCGAGCGACGGCGUGAGCGGGGUCGUCGACCGCCACUACCGGUACACGUCGUGGCGGGAGGCGACGCGCGGCGACGCGAUGGUGUUCGAGGUGCCGCUGGCGCCGCACGCGCGCACGGUGUGGACGUGGUGGGGCGGGUGGCUGCUGCCGUGGGCGAACGUGGGGGCCGCGGCGGUGCUGUGGGUGGUCGUGCUGUUGGGCGGGAGGGGCGUGGCGCGGUGGCGGUGCGCGGGCCUUUGGGAGGUGGUGCUGUGGCCCGCGCACCGCGACAUGGGGCGGCGUCUGACGGGGGCGCGCGACAGCGUCGUCAGCACGGCGCGACCCAGCGAAGUCGCGGAGCAGGGCGCGGGCGCGCCGCUCCUGGCGGACGAGCACGGGUCCGAGCUGUGA